AUGGCCGUGCCUAAUCCCGUUGCCUUCAAGCCCUUCUCGGUGACCUUCUGGACGACAGUCAUCUACCUCGCCUUGCUCAUCCCCCUGAUCAUAGUCCACGAGACGGUCCCUUCCCCGCCGCACAGUCCGACGCUAUACUCUGGCAUCAAUUUGACCGACGCGUGGUCCGACUUGGCCACAUUGACACGAGCCUAUCAUCCGUACAACAGUCGGAACAACGACGAUGUUCGCAAUUGGCUCUUGUUUCGAAUCGGCGAAAUCGUCAAGCGCAAUGAAGUGGACGCAUCCCAGGUUGUCAUAUUCAAUGAUACCAUCACCAAUGUAACCUUAACGCACCCCGCGAGGCUGCCCAAGACCGAGCAAUACCCUGGGCGACAUCCUGAAGGCGCUGGGACGUAUUUUGAGGGCAACAACAUCAUGGUGUACAUUCGUGGCAAAGACGACCCCCAGCGAGAUUGGUGGUUCGAUAUAGAUGGGUACAUUCGAGCGGACAAAGUGAUUGGCAAAGGUGGUGUCCUAGUGAAUGCUCAUUUCGACUCCGUAUCUAGUGGGUAUGGAGCCACGGAUGAUGGCAUGGGUGUCAUCACAAUUUUGCAGCUGAUCAACUACUUUACGGCCCCGGGAAACCAGCCCCAGCGAGGUAUCGUCGCACUCCUCAAUAACAAUGAGGAAGAUGGGCUUCAUGGCGCCAGAGUAUUCGGAUACUCCUCUCUGAUGCCGUUCUGUCACACCUUCCUGAAUCUCGAAGGAGCAGGAGCAGGUGGAAGGGCCAAUCUUUUUCGAGCCACUGAUCUCGAAGUGAUCAACGCCUACAAGGGAACGGAGCAUCCGUUCGGCACCGUCAUGUCCUCGGAUGCGUGGUCGACAAAGGCGAUUCGCAGUGGAACAGAUUACGAGGUAUUCAAAGAUGUGUAUGGCAUGCGCGGAAUGGAUGUGGCUUUCUAUCGGCCACGCGCUCGAUAUCAUACCAACCAGGACGACAUCCGCCACGCAUCCAGAGCGAGUUUAUGGCAUAUGCUAUCGAGUUCUUUGCACACGGUGAAAGGUCUCUCGGGCGACACUGGCAGCACGUUUAUUGGGAACCGUCGUGAUCGAAAUCCGAGGAAAGUCUCCAACGGAGCUGGCACCGAUGGCGUGUGGUUCGACAUAUUCGGCAAAGGCUUUGCUAUGUUCGGCCUGCGGCCCAUGUUUGCCUGGUCCCUUACGCUACUUAUCGUCUCGCCGCUCAUACUGAUCUUAUUCACGUAUGUCCUCGUUAAGCGUGACAAGUACUAUUUCUUUUCCUCGAGGAAAUCGCCUUAUGAAGGAUCUGUCCUGGACUCUGUCGUGCUCGGUGGGCGUAAGGGAAUGUUUCGCUUUUUACUCGCCUUUGUGGUUUCCGUGGCUUUGGUUGUGGGGUCGGCAUACCUGCUCAGAAAGAUCAACCCCCUUGUCAUCUACAGCCACGAGUACACGGUCUGGUCCAUGAUGAUGUCUCUAUUCUAUUUCGCCUUCUGGUCGAUUAUGGCUAGCGCCAACUUCGCUCGACCCAGUGCUUUACACCGAGGCUACGUUAUACUCUGGCUCUUCAUCAUCACGUGGGCUUUGUUGGUGGUUACCACUGUGUAUGAGGACAGAUUCCGGGUUGCUGCCGGCUAUGUAUUCGUUUUCCUUCAUUCGGCGGUAUUCCUCUCUGCCGUUAUUACGGUUUGCGAACAGUUUGCCUUGCCGACCAAAACGGCUUUCGCCCAGAAGGCGCAUGAUGAACAUCAGGCCCAUGACCACAUGGAUGCCGUGCCGCACGCGGAUGACCUUAUUGAGCAUAGCUCGAUGGGAGGUGGUGCUAAUGAUGUCGGUGAUGACGAAGGUAAUUCUGAUGAAGCCUCCGAAACUAGUCCAUUAGUUGGAGGAAAUUCCCGAGACAGUACGGGCACGACCUUUGGCACCAUCUAUCGUCGCUCCAUUAGCGCCAUCAAGGACAAGUCCAAGGCUACGGAAGAUCAGAGACACGAGUCUUUCGGAUACGAGCAGGAGUGGUCUAAGAAGUUACCAAGCUGGGUGUGGUUUCUGCAAUUCCUCCUGUUGGGACCGUUCCUUCUUAUCCUGUUCGGUCAGGCUGGACUCGAGCUUGUCGCAUCGGUCAACCAGACCGGCGCAGAUGGAAGCAGUCUCUUACUACCAUACCUGCUCGUGGCGUUUUUCACCAUAAUGACGCUACUCCCGCUGACUCCGUUCGUGCACCGGAUAACGCACCACAUACCCGUGUUGUUGCUCGUAGUAUUCGUGGCUACGUUGAUCUACAAUCUGGUGGUGUUCCCGUUCUCUGCUGAGAGCAGGUACAAGGUGUACUUCCGACAGACGAUUGAUCUGGACAGUGGCGUCUCAACCAUCAAAUACACGGGCAUUGAUGAAUACGUGCGUCAAGCAAUUGCAGAGCUUCCAUCGGCUUUGGGCAAGAAUGUCACUUGCGAGUCUUCGAAUCCAGAGCAGGCCUACUUCGUUGCUUGUUCCUACGAUGGUUCCAAAGUCAGUCCUGCGGUGGCAAGGGGAAACUACACGGAUUGGAUUGCACUCAACAUCACCCGACCCAAAGCUCCAAACCAGGCACGCUUUAAGAUUAAUGCACUGGAAACGAGAACAUGUGGACUACGCUUCAAUAAGGCGAUCUCGUCCUUCCAGGUCGUCGGAGGCAACAGUCAAGAUGAUCGUUUCGGGGAUUGGCCCGAAGGAGGUGUGAAGAGCAUUUUGCUCUACCGCCGCGAAUGGGACAAGCCAUUUACAGUGGACGUUGAAUGGGAUGCGCGUAAUGCCGAAUCAGGGCUUCGCGGCCUGGUGUAUUGCGACUGGGAUGAUGCAACGAAGGGGAAGAUCCCCGCUUACGACGAAGGUUUGCAGUACGCCCCUGACUGGGUGGCGUUGACCAAGGAGUCCUGGGGUUUGUUGCAUGGUAGCAAGGCAUUUAAGGUCUAG
Pseudomassariella vexata is the source of this 2949-nucleotide messenger RNA. RefSeq lists its product as uncharacterized. Gene Ontology annotation, biological process: proteolysis. Lineage: Eukaryota; Fungi; Ascomycota; Sordariomycetes; Amphisphaeriales; Pseudomassariaceae. The coding region runs from base 1 to 2949 and encodes 982 amino acids. Gene Ontology annotation, molecular function: metalloexopeptidase activity. The transcript is spliced from 3 exons. The record is from RefSeq and is a predicted model, not a curated record.